Lathyrus sativus (Indian pea) is the source of this 273-nucleotide messenger RNA. The record is from the annotation of a GenBank genome assembly. NCBI's taxonomy places the organism in Eukaryota, Viridiplantae, Streptophyta, Magnoliopsida, Fabales, Fabaceae.
AUGGAUUCUCAUCUAAAAGGUGUUGCAAAAUCAACUAUGUCAGAUCAAAUACGUAAGGAGUUGUGUGAUUACAAGAGAGAUAAUCCUGCAAGCACACAUAAAGACUUGCAGAGAUGGCUUGAGGGAAAAUUUCAGUUAAAAGUUAGUCAAGGAACAAUAUCAAACACACUUAAACGGUCAGAUGACUAUCUCUCUGCUGAAAUAGAAAAGGAAAGAGUAGAGAUCAAAAGACACAAACCAGCAAAAUAUCCUAACAUGGAGAAGGUUUGUUAA